Molecule: messenger RNA, 2176 nt
Organism: Bombyx mori (domestic silkworm)
Lineage: Eukaryota; Metazoa; Arthropoda; Insecta; Lepidoptera; Bombycidae
Gene: hdm
Product: meiosis-specific with OB domain-containing protein
Exons: 8
Coding region: 362-1615 (417 amino acids)
Biological process (GO): resolution of meiotic recombination intermediates
Molecular function (GO): single-stranded DNA 3'-5' DNA exonuclease activity; single-stranded DNA binding
Source: RefSeq, a predicted model, not a curated record
AACCCUCACGCGGCUCACAGGUGACUCCUAAUGGCCCGAACGGUUCAGUAAGAUAAGGCUCACCGGUGAGCAACGUGGCCUGAAUGAAAAUAUCGAUUUUUUUCAUGUGGCGUUCAACGUGUUAAGUGAGUUUAAAUUAAGUUUUCGGGACACAUUUACAUUUGACCUGGUUUUAUAGACUAUGACCCCUUCGCCCAUUAAAGUGGAAAAUGCAACUUAUGAAAGCAGUUUGAAGCGCCAAAUUUAUUUCAAAAAUAUUAUAUAAGAUACCUACCUACCUACGUACCACACAAACUAAUCUAAUCAACUAAUACAAAUUUUAACUCUCCUUAUUGUUGUGGUGGUCUAUUUAAAUAUAAGUAUGGCUGGAGUUCAAAAAGUUUGCCUUAAUGCUUUAAAUAUUAACCAAAAAAAUGCACUCAUAUUGGGUAUCAUAAUAGCUAAAAAUAGUCCUCGUACCAUCAGUUCACGGAGAAAAAAUGGGGAAUCUAGAGCCGUUACAUCUUUCACAUUGAGAGAUUCAGAAGUCGAUACAAUCAAUAUUGAUGUGUGGGGUUCGGAAUACUUUGUGUUUACUUUCUAUGAACGUUUUCUCGUUGGUGACAUUGUAGAAAUUACUGCACCCAAGAUAUGCAUUAAAACUGGUGAGAAUGAAAAUUUCAGACCUCAGGUAUCGUCGCCAUUCUACCUUUCAAUAAACGAGGGCGCUUCAGACGUGAGUAUACAUGGGAGCGACAUGCAAAGCUCUUAUUUGCCACUCCUCCACAUACCUUCAAAGCAUUCAUCUGCAUACUAUGGGCUCGCCGAAGUACUCAAGCUUCCAGAAGAAGCCAAUAAUGUUUACGUAGAUCUCCUCGUUGUAGUAAAGAGUGUGAUGUCCGCCAAGAAGAUUAAAACUAAAACGGGUACGGAAAUGUCCAUUCGUUCAAUUGAAGUUAUAGAUAACACGACACCUGCUGCUGUCACCUUGGACAUGUUUGAUGCGGAUACCAUUCAAAGAGCUGAAGAUUGGCGGCCGCUGGAGAGCGUGCUUUUCAUAGCCGACGCCAGGGUGUCUUGGCGUGGGAAGGCCGUGAAAGCGCAAAUAUGUGCUCGAAGCGUAAUAACGCAUCAACCGCACACGGCCGAUGCUGAAGCUUUGCGACUUUAUAUCCAAAAUCAAGCUAGCACACGUGGGGGAGAAGCAGCGGCAUGGGCCGCCUGGAGUGGGGAGAAGGCGUGCGCCGCCUCCGUCUCUCAAGUCAAAGACAGACUGAGCACCGGUGCUCCAUUCUGUGCAGCUCUACAUGCGUUAUUAACGAAUUUGGACUUAGAAGAUAUCAAUAAAAUGAACGAAAAUACCGAUGAUUUAAAAGUACGUUUUACUGACCACACCGGUGAACUUACUGCACGUCUUCCAAUAAACGUUCUGGAAGACGCUAUAGGAUGUUCCGUAAGCAUUUUGAUAACAAGAUAUCUUUAUUUACACAAUAUUUGUUUCUACUCAUUCGCUUACAUUAUUGUAGUAGGCAGCGGCUUGGCUCUGCCCCUGGCAUUGCUGAAGUCUGUGGGCGACGGUAACCACUCACCAUCAAGUGGGCCGUAUGCUCGCCUGCCUACAAGGGCAAUAAAAUAAAAACUUAAUUUAGCUAUUGUAUUUAGUUACUGUACGAUUUUAUAAAUUGCAAGCAUGGACAUGACAAGAACACAUCUAAGCUACCGCAUACCACUGGUGCUGUCAAAUUCAUUUGAAAAGAACCAAUAUUUAUAAGGUAUUCCUCAUAAUCAUCAGAAAUCAGUCGCAAGAUGUUCACUGCUAAAUUUACGCUUCCCUCAUAAAAUUCCACCACCGUAGGCUCGGCUGUUUUAAUCGUGUUCCGAUGACAGUAUUUCAAUAAGUAGUAAAAUCAAACAACACAUUUGGAAAUUCUCCGAAAAACUAUUAAUAAAUGCACAUUUUCAAAAUGCAGGUUGUACAAGAAUUACCAAACCUCAAACAGUACUAAGUACCUAUGUGUUGGAAACAAAAUAUUUAGCUAUCGGAACAUGAUAUUAAUAUGUAUAUUCAUAUACCUAUGUACUUAGAUAAAUAUUCGGCAGUAUCGUUUUUUUAAUAUUGUCGUAUCACGACUCCUAACUACAGCACUGACUUUUUUACGUUUUUGAAUAUUGUAGGUCUAUUACAUAUUAUAUUCUA